Ilyonectria robusta is the source of this 708-nucleotide messenger RNA. RefSeq lists its product as uncharacterized. Lineage: Eukaryota; Fungi; Ascomycota; Sordariomycetes; Hypocreales; Nectriaceae. The record is from RefSeq and is a predicted model, not a curated record. The transcript has a single exon. Bases 149 to 418 code for a protein of 89 amino acids.
CCAAAGAUGAACUUGUGGCACAUUGUGAUCACUCUUUUCACCAUGAUCGCCAUGGCCGCUGCCAAGGGAAAAUUUGUCAUACGACGCCAGGAAUCUCUCGAUCAGAAGGAGCGUACAUCUGAAGCUCCUUCAUCAGGCGUCGAAUCCAAUGCCGCCAGUGAGCCAGCAUCUGAGGAUGCUCAAGCUACCAAAGAAUCCAAGGCCUCGGCGACGUCUGCUGUGGCGUCGGAACUUGAUUCAUCUGAGAUUGCUUCAGACGCACCCAAAUCGUCAGCAACGCUCGAGUCAUCAGCACGCGCUUCAUCAGAAGUUGUGCAAUCGUCAGAUGCUGCAUCAACUCAACAGAUUUCAACAACAAUCCCUUCCUCUACAAAGGCCGCAUCGAAAUCUAAAAAAGCAUCGACGAAAGUCACUUUGACAGCAGCGUCAUCUACGGAGUCAUCUGUAACAACUGGCAAAGUCUGGUCCGGCGCUGCGUGUUUCAGUACAACCAAGAAAUCCACUAGCUAUUGCAAGAUCACAACCAGCGGCAGUCACACUAUAACAGCAAGCUCAUGCACCCCUACCCACUACCUCUCGAGCACAUGCUCUCCCGGCCUCAUCUGUACGACGAACAUAGGUCGUGAAAAUAUCUGCAUGCACGUCAAGAGUAUUGAGACGAGUGGUGCGGUAAUUGGUAUUACCUUUCUUGCAGCUUUUGUUCUUGGG